UUCAACCCGACUGAACUAUUACAACGGUUUGGAAAAGAAAUUUAUUGUAUUUUCUUUUAUUUUGGAUAUAAUAGUGCUUGGAACCGGAAGCUAAUAACAGUCCUGGAUCAGAACCAAUAUUACCUUAUUGGUCCUGCAUUACUGACUUGGCUCUUUGCUUGUUUGUGGCUCUGAGCUACAGAAAGGGGCUGAAACCUCCUACAUCAUGAGCUUCUCUGCAUUGAAACUUGACACAAAUCCUAUCUCAAUUCACCAGUAUAGCUUCUAUGGUGCAAAAGUCGGAGGCGAGAGCUCUGUUCUGCAACUUCCCUCUGCUUCUAGGACCUUUCGGCAGGUUGUAAUAUGCUCUGCCAAAGCUGUGACUCCUUCAUCCCCAUUGGGAGUGGCUGUGCAGACAAGAGAUGUGCCAGAACGAAUUGGAUCACUUGGUCAGGUUUCAAGCGUUUUGGGUUCUCAAUGGGGUGAUGAAGGGAAAGGGAAACUUGUUGAUAUCUUGGCUGGGUAUUUCAAUAUCAUUGCUCGCUGUCAGGGUGGAGCAAAUGCAGGACACACAAUCUAUAAUUCUGAGGGUAAGAAAUUUUUCCUUCACCUUGUUCCCUCAGGAAUCAUCAAUGAAGAAACCCUUUGUAUUAUUGGGAAUGGAGUUGUGGUUCAUCUACCAGAAUUCUUCAACGAAAUCGAGGGCCUUGAGUCUAAUGGUGUCUCUUGUAAGGGUAGGAUAUUGGUAUCAGAUCGUGCACACUUGUUAUUUGAUUUCCACCAAGAGGUAGAUGGGCUUAGAGAACAUGAGCUUGGUAAUUCAUUUAUUGGGACAACCAAGAGAGGGAUUGGGCCUUGUUACUCAAGCAAGAUGAUUCGGAAUGGCAUAAGGGUAGGUGAUCUGAGGCACAUGGAUACUUUCCCGCAGAAGCUUGAUCUCUUACUGUCAGAUGCUGCUUCACGAUUCCAAGGGUUUGAUUAUGGCCCCAACAUGCUCAGGGAAGAAGUGGACCGCUACAAGAGGUUUGCUGAGCGAUUGGAACCAUAUAUUGCUGAUACUGUCCAUUUUGUGAAUGAAUCCAUCUCACAGAAGAAGAAAAUAUUGGUUGAAGGUGGUCAGGCAACCAUGUUAGAUAUUGAUUUUGGAACAUACCCAUUUGUCACUUCCUCUAGCCCAUCAGCAGGUGGGAUAUGCACUGGGCUUGGCAUUGCACCAAGAGUCCUUGGUGAUGUUAUUGGAGUGGUAAAAGCCUAUACAACAAGAGUUGGUUCGGGUCCUUUCCCAACUGAGAUCUUAGAUAUAGAUGGAGAUCGGCUUAGGUUGAAGGGGAAAGAGUUUGGCACAAACACAAAUCGUCCUCGACGUUGUGGCUGGCUUGAUGUAGUUGCUUUGAAGUAUUGCUGUCAGAUUAAUGGUUUCUCCUCUCUGAAUCUCACCAAGCUUGAUGUACUUGCGGAUAUUAAAGAAAUUAAGUUGGGGGUUGGCUAUAGAUUAGCUGAUGGCACACCAAUCAAGUCAUUCCCUUCAGAUUUAAAUGUUCUUGAGCAAUUAAUAGUUGAAUACGAAGUUGUACCUGGGUGGCAAGAUGAUAUUUCUAAAGUUAGAAAGUAUGCCAGCCUACCACUCGCUGCUCGCCAAUAUGUGGAAAGGAUAGAGGAACUUCUUGGUGUACCAAUUCAUUAUGUUGGGGUUGGACCUGGCCGUGAUGAUCUCAUAUUUAAGUGAUUCUUCAAUUUCCAUGCAGACGACCAUGUGGGACGCCAUUAAAUCUUUAGAAGUUCCAAUAUUAUAUGGGUAGGUGAGAAACAUUGAGCAUCAUCUAACCAUCAGGGACUGUCAUGUUUGUAUCUCAUGGAAGUCAUUUAAAAGAUUAGUGUUAGUGUUUUGGUUAACGAAAGGAUGGUUUAUGGCGAGCUGUUGGUAGACCUAUAGUAGAAGUUAGUGAUUAGAGACCUGAAUGUGUUUAUCAGAAAAUUUAACCUUAUCCAUCGUAAGUGGCGGAAAAUAACAAGUAAUUACUGUAACUGGUAUUGAUUGCUAACGUUAACAAUUUUCCAAAUGGUAGAAAUUAAAAGUUCCAGGGA
Messenger RNA from Macadamia integrifolia, 2064 nucleotides. RefSeq names its product adenylosuccinate synthetase 2, chloroplastic-like. Gene Ontology annotation, cellular component: cytoplasm. Gene Ontology annotation, molecular function: GTP binding; adenylosuccinate synthase activity. NCBI's taxonomy places the organism in Eukaryota, Viridiplantae, Streptophyta, Magnoliopsida, Proteales, Proteaceae. Gene Ontology annotation, biological process: IMP metabolic process; 'de novo' AMP biosynthetic process. The record is from RefSeq and is a predicted model, not a curated record. The transcript has 4 exons. The coding region runs from base 206 to 1705 and encodes 499 amino acids.